GACCCCCCCCCCCCACCAGCCGCGGCUGUCCACGCGGGAUGCCUCACAUUUGCUUGAAACCAUCCCUUGAGAGUCUGGCUGCUCUUUUUUUUAGCGUGGCGCUAGGGAUUUAGCGCAAGGCGUUUAAGGGGUUUUCGGUGCUGCUGGUGCUGCUGUUUUUUAUUUAUUUAUUUUCCCUCUUUGAACCCGGGCCUCGCCCCGCUCCCGCUGGCAUGAUGGCCCAGUCCAAGGCCAACGGCUCGCACUACGCGCUGACUGCCAUUGGCCUGGGGAUGCUGGUCCUUGGGGUCAUCAUGGCCAUGUGGAACCUGGUCCCCGGGUUCAGCGCUACCGAAAAGCCAACCGCUCAGGGGAACAAGACGGAGAUAGGAAGCGGCAUUCUCAAGAGCAAGACCUUCUCCGUAGCCUAUGUGCUGGUCGGGGCCGGGGUGAUGCUGCUGCUUCUCUCCAUCUGCCUGAGUAUCCGUGACAAGAGGAAGCAGCGGCGCGGUGAGGAGCUGGCGCACAUCCAGCACCCGGGGGUCGAGCCUCAGGCCCACGAGGAAGACAGCCAAGAGGAGGAGGAGGCCUCCUCAAGGUACUAUGUCCCCAGCUAUGAGGAAGUAAUGAGCACAAACUACUCAGAAGUGAGGGAACCGGACCAGACCCCCAGGAUGAGCAUGUCUCUCCCCUCCUACGAGUCCUUGACGGGGCUGGAUGAGACGAGACCCACCACAACCAGGGCUGACGUGGAGACCGGCCCGGGGAACCCCCCCGACAGGCAGAACUCCAAGUUGGCCAAACGCCUGAAGCCGCUGAAAGUUCGAAGGAUAAAAUCCGAAAAGCUUCACCUCAAAGACUUUAGGAUCAACCUGCCAGACAAAAAUGUGCCUCCUCCGUCCAUCGAGCCUCUGACUCCCCCGCCACAGUAUGAUGAGGUCCAAGAGAAGGCCCCCAACUCCCGGCCCCCGGACUGACGACCCCUCCCGGGCGUGUUCCCUCCUGUCACUCAACCUCCACGCCAGCAGAUCCCGGAUGAAGCCACUCAGCCACCGUUGAGAAGGGGAGGGGCCGGGUGUGUACUUAGCAAUUUGGACGGGGCCCGGGGGGGUGGGGG
Molecule: messenger RNA, 1096 nt
Organism: Kogia breviceps (pygmy sperm whale)
Lineage: Eukaryota; Metazoa; Chordata; Mammalia; Artiodactyla; Physeteridae
Gene: TMEM51
Product: transmembrane protein 51
Source: RefSeq, a predicted model, not a curated record